Messenger RNA from Cantharellus anzutake, 405 nucleotides. RefSeq lists its product as uncharacterized. The coding region runs from base 1 to 405 and encodes 134 amino acids. The record is from RefSeq and is a predicted model, not a curated record. NCBI's taxonomy places the organism in Eukaryota, Fungi, Basidiomycota, Agaricomycetes, Cantharellales, Hydnaceae. The transcript is spliced from 2 exons.
AUGGUCCAUCAGAAGCUGCAACACGACACACCGGAUUACCGGCUCAAGAAUUUGUGCCCUGCUUGCCAUCACAGAGUAAUGGAGAGUUGUACAUUGCUACCCCUGAUGUUUGUGUUACAACUGAUACCCAUCAGAGCAAAAUAUCCUCUGGCUUCUGCUGAGAAGCUCAUACACACAUUCAGCAAGAACAUCUUGUUCGCUUACGAUAUUGGGUGUACAUUCUCUGCAACUUUAUUGAAGUUGUCCAUUGGGGAUUUGGUCAAAGAAGCCAAUUUCAGGUGUUGCACCGGUUCUUUUCACGGUGCCACUCACCACAGGGCCUGCCAGCUGGACUUUCUUAUUAGUUUACAGAAAGGUGCUGGCAUAGAAGAUGGUGUAAGGUGGUGUCCUAGAACCCAGCUGUGA